CCGCAUUUUCAUGUCCACAGGAAGGCGCUAUAUGGCAUCUGUCCUUCGCCGUUUGGCUGUUCCAGCGACCCUCAUACCCCUGAGCGUUCCUGUAGGACUCUACGCCUUCGCCAAACUAAACCCGGAGAAAACAACGGCCUACGCCAAGCCUGUGUUCCUCUGGCUGUGUGCCAAACUCAAAACAUUCCACCAGGAGAGAUUUUGUGUACUGAAAGAGGACGUCUUUUCUGGACUGAAGAAACAGGAUGGGAGAAAUUUGCAAGUUUUGGAAAUUGGACCGGGAAAGGGAGCAAACUUCGAAUAUUUUCCCCCAAGAACUUCUGUGAUUGCGGUUGACCCCAACAUUGAAUUUGCACAGGAACUUGAAGAAAAUUCCAAACAGUACCCGGAUGUUAAGGUGACGAAGUUCGUAGUUGCGGGUGCAGAAGACAUGUCUGCCGUGGCGGAGGGAUCUGUGGACGCGGUGGUGUGUACUUUGGCCCUGUGCUCCGUCCAAGACGUCGACGCUGUCCUUGGGGAGGUCAAGAGAGUUCUCAAACCGGGCGGUAAGUUCUACUAUUUCGAGCACGUUCGGCACCCUAGCCGGACCCGGACACAAUACCUGCAGCAACUCUUCAACCCCGUCUUCUAUUCUCUCGGGGGCGGCUGUAACCUCACCAGGGAGACGUGGAAGAACAUUGACAAGGCAGGCUUCUCUGACGUCAAGUACAAAAUGGAGGACAACGUUAGGCCCAAGUUCAUCUUUCAUAUGCUUUACGGGACGGCAACAAAGUAGAGUAAAUGAUAAAACUAGAAAGAUAUCAUUUGCAUGAUCACAAACAAACUACUGCUCUGUUUAUUCCUCACGUUCAUGUAAGUGGUCAACAGCCCUUUAACACUUGCUACAUAAUGUUACCCAACACGACAGGGUGUUUGCUACAACACCAGUUACCAUGGUGACAAGCGUCUGGCCCA
Messenger RNA from Branchiostoma belcheri (Belcher's lancelet), 954 nucleotides. Its product is annotated as methyltransferase-like protein 7A. NCBI's taxonomy places the organism in Eukaryota, Metazoa, Chordata, Leptocardii, Amphioxiformes, Branchiostomatidae. Gene Ontology annotation, molecular function: S-adenosylmethionine-dependent methyltransferase activity. Bases 11 to 775 code for a protein of 254 amino acids. The record is from RefSeq and is a predicted model, not a curated record. The transcript has 3 exons.